Molecule: messenger RNA, 780 nt
Organism: Zingiber officinale
Lineage: Eukaryota; Viridiplantae; Streptophyta; Magnoliopsida; Zingiberales; Zingiberaceae
Product: nudix hydrolase 17, mitochondrial-like
Exons: 3
Coding region: 232-723 (163 amino acids)
Cellular component (GO): nucleus; cytoplasm
Molecular function (GO): pyrophosphatase activity
Source: RefSeq, a predicted model, not a curated record
UACUUCGCCCCCAAUCCCACCUCACAGCAUUCAUCUCCUCUCCUCUCCUCUCCUAUCCUUUCCUAUUUUAGGUGCAGCUACGGCAACCAGACGAGCGAGACAGUUCCCGUGCAACUUUUCUGGGCUUUAAUUAGCAUUCCAGGGUCCCGGGCAAAAUUUCAAACCACGUACGGGAGAAUUACUUAAUUGAUUCAUCUGCUAGAUUAAUCAGCCAGAAAGAAGAAGAGGAAGAUGGUAGCUUUGGUUUCUCGACAAGGAAGGCAACUGCAGCGCUACAACAAUUGCGGGAGCCGCCUCAUCGUUGGGUGUAUUCCCUACAAGCUCAAGCAAAAUGGGGUCGAGGUGCUGGUCGUCACCUCCCAAAAGAGAGAAGACAUCAUGUUCCCAAAGGGAGGUUGGGAGCUGGACGAGACGAUGAUCCAGGCUGCGUGUCGCGAGGCGUUCGAAGAAGCCGGCGUGCAAGGAAAGGUCGAGGAUAAGCUCGGGGAAUGGAGAUACAAGAGCAAAAGCCAUGACAAGAUCCACGAGGCCGUCAUGUUCCCUUUGAAUGUCACGGAGGAAUUGUAUUAUUGGCCGGAGAAGGCUCUGAGAACUCGGAAAUGGGUGAACGUAGCAGAAGUAAUGGCGGAGUGCAAGCAGUCGUGGAUGAAGGAGGCAUUGGAUAGAUUGAUGGAGCGUCUCUCGAGCUCAGAUUUGAUGGAGGAGCUGGUCUUCUCGUGCUGAUUGAUAAGCUUGGGAUAGUUGAUCUUUUGUACAAAGUAGCAGAGCAUGUAUUGGGCC